AUGUUGCAGCUAGGCCUGGCAGCAGCCACAAGGUCGCUGCUCGAAGCUGGUGGGGGAACCGACCAAGCUGCCACACCACUUUUCAUUGCAGCUCAGAGUGGCCACAGGGAAGUGUGGUUUCUCAAUGCUAUCUCGAGCGGCUGCGUGCCCAAACUCCCCGACGCCAUCUUGCACAUCUUUCCUUAUCCCACAUUUCACUCUAGCAUGCCACCCAAGAUCGCGCACAUCAAGACACAUCUCAAGCUGCAUCACCGCUUGCAUCCCUGCAGCGGCAGGCUGGUCAUGGCCGACCAGUGCUCGCUGUGGGGGAUCACCGGGAUUCAGUGCCCUGCGUAG
Symbiodinium natans is the source of this 336-nucleotide messenger RNA. Lineage: Eukaryota; Dinophyceae; Suessiales; Symbiodiniaceae. The record is from the annotation of a GenBank genome assembly.